AUGGCCACCAACGGUGUUAACGGUGCGAAGCACUACAACGAGGGAACCUUCCUCUUCACCUCCGAGUCCGUCGGUGAGGGUCACCCCGACAAGAUCGCCGAUCAGGUUUCCGAUGCCAUUCUCGAUGCCUGCUUGGCCGAGGACCCUCUCUCCAAGGUUGCUUGCGAGACCGCCACCAAGACUGGUAUGAUCAUGGUCUUCGGUGAGAUUACCACCAAGGCCAAGCUCGACUACCAGAAGGUUGUCCGCAACGCCAUCAAGGACAUUGGCUACGAUGACUCCUCCAAGGGCUUCGACUACAAGACCUGCAACCUCCUCGUUGCCAUUGAGGAGCAGUCCCCCGAUAUCGCUCAGGGUCUUCACCUUGACGACCGUCUCGAGAACCUCGGUGCCGGUGAUCAGGGUAUCAUGUUCGGCUAUGCCACCGACGAGACCCCCGAGCUCUUCCCCUUGACUCUCCUCUUCGCCCACAAGCUCAACGCCGCCAUGUCCGCUGCCCGCCGUGACGGCUCCCUCCCCUGGCUCCGCCCCGACACCAAGACUCAGGUCACUAUCGAGUACAAGCACGACAACGGUGCCGUCGUUCCCCUCCGCGUCGACACCGUCGUCGUCUCCGCUCAGCACGCUCCCGAGAUCACCACUGAGGAGCUCCGCAAGGAGAUCCUUGAGAAGAUCAUCAAGACCACCAUCCCCGCCAAGUAUCUCGAUGAGAAGACCGUCUACCACAUCCAGCCUUCCGGUCUCUUCGUCAUCGGUGGUCCCCAGGGUGAUGCCGGUCUUACUGGCCGUAAGAUCAUCGUCGACACCUAUGGUGGCUGGGGUGCCCACGGUGGUGGUGCCUUCUCCGGCAAGGACUUCUCCAAGGUCGAUCGUUCCGCUGCCUACGUCGGCCGCUGGAUCGCCAAGUCUCUCGUUGCCGCUGGUCUUGCCCGCCGUGCCCUUGUUCAGCUCUCCUACGCUAUCGGUGUCGCUGAGCCCCUCUCCAUCUACGUCGAUACCUACGGCACCUCUGACAAGACCUCUGAGGAGCUCGUCCAGAUCAUCCGCAACAACUUCGAUCUCCGCCCCGGUGUCAUUGUCAAGGAGCUCGAUCUUGCCAAGCCCAUCUACCUCCAGACUGCCAAGAACGGCCACUUUGGUACCAACCAGUCCUUCAGCUGGGAGAAGCCCAAGGCUCUCAAGUUCUAA
Neurospora hispaniola is the source of this 1188-nucleotide messenger RNA. RefSeq names its product methionine adenosyltransferase ETH-1. Bases 1 to 1188 code for a protein of 395 amino acids. Gene Ontology annotation, biological process: S-adenosylmethionine biosynthetic process. Lineage: Eukaryota; Fungi; Ascomycota; Sordariomycetes; Sordariales; Sordariaceae. Gene Ontology annotation, cellular component: cytosol. Gene Ontology annotation, molecular function: methionine adenosyltransferase activity; ATP binding. The transcript has 3 exons. The record is from RefSeq and is a predicted model, not a curated record.